GAACUGCGCACGCGCCAUACCUGGGAGACGGGCUCUGAGCAUGCGCAGCGUACAACCACCACUCACGCAGCCACACGCCACAGGUUUUGUAUUAAUGUGAUGCUGGGCCAUGGACAAGCUGAGAAUACAUUUGGAAAAGCGGCCACUAGCUGAAGCGACUGUUCCUUUUGCUUCUCUCUGAGGGGCUCUGAGCUUCCUUGCGGGCAGCUGUUAAUUUGGAGUUCCAGUUCCUCAGGAUGCGGCAGGAUGAAGACGCCUUCCCUAGCUUUCCAGGACUUCAGCAAAUGCAUAAAUCCAAGAGACCUGUUAGACUCUCCAGGUCUAGUCUGGGUCCAUGGAAGGCCCUUCCCCGAUGUCUUCGGCCGUGUCCACAUUGACUAGAGUUAGUGUUCUCCAUGACGCCUACGGAGCAGGCGGCCUCCCUCCGCUCUUUCCUUCUAGGCCAGGAGUGUGUAGAGAGUGAACACUUCGGUAGCACAGGGCCCCCAGACAGCUUGAGCGGCCACGUAGCCCUCCGUGAGAUGGGCAGCCUUCGCGCGGAUCUGCAAACCCAGCUUCGGCCCGCCGGUAGGAGAAUCCAGACAGACUGCUCCGUAGCUGGGAGUCCUGCUCUCCUGGAUCCCAUCUGAGAGGCUGGCUUUAACCACCACCAGCAGACGUCCUUUAGCCUUUGGGCAAUCGCCCACGCCGACGAGGCCAGUCCGUCCAAUAUUCAUGAAAAACCAGCCACCCAGAUGAAAGUCCCCAAGUACCGGCUUUGGGACGUGGCCCAGAAGUCUCUCUACCUGCGGAACAAUCAGCUGGUCGCCGGCUAUUUGCAAGGCUCCAACUCUGCGCUGGAAGAGAAGAUUUACUGUGUCACCAACCGCCUCUUAAAUCCAGAGAAGUUCCCCAUUAUCCUGAGCAUCCAGGAGGGGCGCCGCAGCCUGGCGUGUGGGACGGGCACCCCGCCUGUGCUGCAGCUGGAGGACGUGAACAUCACGAAGCUGCCCCGGAACAGCAAUGAAACCACCCGCUUCACCUUCUACCGCUCCUACAAGGACGGCAUGUGGCGCUUCGAGUCGGCUGCCAACCCGGGCUGGCUGCUCUGCACCUCGGCCCAGUCCAACGAGCCCCUGGGCCUCACCUUACACCAGGACGCAGCCCACAUCGUCGACUUCUACUUCCAGCUGUUCUGAGCCCAGCCGCCCGGGAGAUGUGGCCUGGCCCCUGGCUGCUGCCAGCCCAGCUCGCCCCUGGCUGCGUAGGAGACCAGCUGGGUCGGGAAGGGCUGCACGACCUCUCCCCUGACCCAGCCGCAAUCAGCCAGGGUUGUGUUCCUAGGAUUCCUGGGUCCCAGCAGGAGGGCCCCGGGGCCUGAUCCUGCCGGGGAACUGAGCGCCCGCCCGUUGGGAGUGUUUCAGGGCACCCAGCCCCUUGUAGAGCCAGGCUGUGCACUUCAGCCAACGUGCCCCAAAGGGGACCCUGAUCCUGGGGGCCCGUCUCCAGUGCCGUGGGGCCUGGCAUGGCUAUCCAGGACGCCCAGCCUUUUCCAAAGGGGCCUGUGGGCGUCCAGCAGCAGGAUGGCCCAACAGUUAGAGCACUAGCCGGGGACUUGGGAAACCUGGCUCUGCCAGACUCCCUUGGGCAAGUCCCGGAGCUGCUCCAUGCCUCAGUUUCCCCCUCUGUUCAAUGGGGCCACCAGCCCAGCCCUGUCUCCCGGGGCACGUGAUGGUAAAUCCACUGCCGAUGGACGAAUCCCAGAGUGUGUGGGAGUCUGCCCCCAUGGCGUCAGCACUGUUCUGGCUCGGCUCGGUGUCUCCCAGCGGUUCUGCUCUGCACGGCUACGGAAGGGCCGAGUGCCCCGGGAGGGGAUCUGGGUGCACCCCCUCGCUGUGUGAAUAGCUUGUCCCACCAGAGAGCUCUGGACCCCCUCAGCCCCAGUCUGGCUUUGAAUAAACAUGGAAAGUAGCUA
Molecule: messenger RNA, 1954 nt
Organism: Malaclemys terrapin pileata
Lineage: Eukaryota; Metazoa; Chordata; Testudines; Emydidae
Product: interleukin-1 receptor antagonist protein-like
Exons: 8
Coding region: 735-1178 (147 amino acids)
Biological process (GO): cytokine-mediated signaling pathway; positive regulation of gene expression; inflammatory response to antigenic stimulus
Molecular function (GO): cytokine activity; interleukin-1 receptor binding
Source: RefSeq, a predicted model, not a curated record